UUCAUUGUGUGUUUACGUUCGAUUUUCAAAGAGGUUAAAUUAAAUUUCAUUUGUAUUACAUUUUUUAAACAAUUAAUAAGAAGAAUAAAUUUGUAAGAAUGUCAAAGUCAGAAGAAACCAUUGUGAAAAAGUGCUGGAAUUGUGAGUGGAUAAUUCCUGAAGUGCAGAUGAAAGAUUUGUUCAGCCACUCUUGUUUUGCUAGUUAUGAUGAGAUGAAACAUGCUGUUUAUAUUCUCGAUGAUGGUGUUGUGAUCAUUGCAGGUCCAAUCACCUUCAGCGUCAAUAAUGGCUUGGAAUCUUCGAGGCAUACUUACGACAGAGCCGCGAUUUGGAAAGUUCACUUACUCACAAACUGUUUCGACUUUUGCAUAUAUUUCGCAGCAGUCGAUUGGGUCAUUUUGGGACCUUUAGGGUGCAAGCACAAAAAAACUGCUUCGAAGCGCGAAGAGUAUGCGGAACUCAUUUUGGAAAAAUUCUCGCUGCACUUUCCUCGAAGAAGUGAAAGCUGGCCGAAGAAAUCAGUCUAAUUAAUUAAGUUAAAAAAAGACCAGCCUUGCAUGAUAAAAAAUGGAGUUACAAAGUGUCUUUUAACACUAAAGAGAGUUUAUGGAUGGAUGUAGUGAAGACAGUAUCACCAGAUUAUUCAACACAGGAGGCAAAUAAGAAAUGGACAAAUUUAGAGAUCAAUACCCAUGUUACGCACACGUCGAUGCGCAUAUGACAUGCAUGCCAAAAUUCACCAUGUUCGCUCACAUUUUGUGAUUGUAACUGAAGUGCGUGCACAAGAGCGACAAUGUUUUCUUCUGCCUCACCAGCCAGUUCAUCUAACGCAGAACCAGGAAAGAGCAGGAAAUACAGUAUGUUGAAUUUAAAACUAAUGGUGGUCUUGGAGAAAAUUAUGUCGCACAAGAUAGAAAAAAAUGACCCCAUCGAAAUGUUUCUUCUCAGUUUAGCGGUUACUUACAGAAAAUUGAAUCACGCGCGGGGGCUCCGCGUUUCCAGGCUGACGAUAGAGAUACUAGAAAAAACUUUAAUCCUUUAGAGAGAAAUUUAAGAAAAGUAUUCGUGCUGGAAACAUUUUGCUUUACGUUUAUAUAUGUGAAAAGAGUUUAUAUAGCUCUAAAGUUUGCAGAAUAGCUAAGUUUCUUGAAGAUAAUUUAUUAAAAUGAUCUUAUUAGUCACAAUUAACAGAUAAGAAGUUAAUACAUUUCAUAUUAUUAACAUCGUUUCUAUUUUAAAGUGAUUUAUGAGUCAAUAUGUGAUUGAAAAAAGAACUUUUCAUGUUUGAAACAUUUUCUUGUACGUUUAUGUAAAAAGCAAAAGAAAGCAGCCAAAAAUUAAUGCUUAGAGAUUAAAAAGCAAUUAAUACUAGUAAGUCAAUAAUCUUAUCUAAUAUUAAGGUUAGUUUUUACAAUAAACUUACAAAAUCCCUACAGUGUAAAACUUUAGACUUACAUUUAUGUGAAAAGCGUUUGUAUAGAUUUAAGUUUGCAUAAGAGUAAAAGAAUAAAACCAAAACAUAAUGCUAACCAUUUAGAAAUUAAAGAAAUAAUUGCAUUGAAUAUGAAGGUUAGUUUUUACAGGAAAUUUACAAAGUUCUUACUAUUUUAUAUAUGAUUAAACUUUUGCUUCGACAUUUUGUAAGUUUAAUUUUGACAAAAUUGAAAAA
Belonocnema kinseyi is the source of this 1669-nucleotide messenger RNA. RefSeq lists its product as uncharacterized. Lineage: Eukaryota; Metazoa; Arthropoda; Insecta; Hymenoptera; Cynipidae. The transcript has 6 exons. The record is from RefSeq and is a predicted model, not a curated record. The coding region runs from base 99 to 527 and encodes 142 amino acids.